GCGGUCGCGGCGGCGCGCGCACGACGUCAGACUCGGUAUCGCGGCGGCGGCAGUGGCACGGCUACACCGGGUUGGGCCCCUUCCCUUCUCCGUCCCCCCCUCCUCCCCCUCCCCUCAGCUGUGGUUCCCGAGGAGUUCGACACGAGCUGCGAGGCGGCGACAAGCUCUAAGUGAGUGUCUCCGGAGUGUGAGUGCCGUUUCCCGGGCGAAGAGGGGUUAACUCACUAUCCUGAAAGUCCAUCCUCCCAAGAAGAAGGGACAGAAAGAAAGGCCUCUUUGUAAGAAAGGCUUGUGUAUCCCAUGAACGAGACAGCGAAAAACCGGUUGGAGUGCAGCAGGACUCCAGAGCCAGAAAUACGGCUCAGAAAAGGGCACCAACUUGAUGGUACGGGGAGAGGUGAUAAUGACAGCCACCAAGGAGAUUUGGAGCCUGUUUUAGAGGCAUCUGCUCUUUCUACCCGUCUCAAAAAAAGCCCUGAGGAACAUGAGUGUAAUGAUGAAGCUUCUCAGGAAGAGGAGGGGUUUAUGGGAAUGUCCCCUCUCUUACAAGCCCAUCAUGCUAUGGAAAGAAUGGAGGAGUUUGUUUGUAAGGUAUGGGAAGGUCGAUGGCGAGUAAUCCCCCAUGAUGUACUACCAGACUGGCUCAAGGAUAAUGACUUCCUUUUACAUGGACACCGGCCCCCUAUGCCUUCUUUCCGGGCCUGUUUCAAGAGCAUUUUCAGAAUACACACUGAGACAGGCAACAUCUGGACACAUCUCUUAGGUUGUGUAUUCUUCCUGUGCCUGGGGAUCUUUUAUAUGUUCCGUCCAAACAUCUCCUUCGUGGCCCCUCUGCAAGAGAAGGUGGUCUUUGGGUUGUUCUUCUUGGGGGCCAUUCUCUGCCUUUCUUUUUCAUGGCUCUUCCACACAGUCUACUGCCACUCAGAAGGGGUCUCCCGACUCUUCUCUAAACUAGAUUACUCUGGCAUUGCUCUUCUGAUUAUGGGAAGUUUUGUUCCUUGGCUUUAUUAUUCUUUUUACUGUAAUCCACAACCUUGCUUCAUCUACUUGAUUGUCAUCUGUGUGCUGGGCAUCGCAGCCAUUAUAGUCUCCCAGUGGGACAUGUUUGCCACCCCACAGUAUCGGGGAGUCAGAGCAGGAGUGUUUUUGGGCCUAGGCCUGAGUGGAAUCAUUCCUGCCUUGCACUAUGUCAUCUCGGAGGGGUUCCUGAAGGCUGCCACCAUAGGACAGAUUGGCUGGUUGAUGCUCAUGGCCAGCCUCUAUAUCACGGGGGCUGCCCUGUAUGCUGCCCGCAUCCCCGAACGCUUCUUUCCCGGCAAGUGUGACAUCUGGUUUCACUCUCAUCAACUAUUCCACAUUUUUGUGGUUGCUGGCGCUUUUGUUCACUUCCACGGGGUCUCAAACCUCCAGGAGUUCCGUUUCAUGAUCGGUGGAGGCUGCAGUGAAGAGGAUGCACUGUGACACCUACAGUAGCCAGGGACUGGGACCCUGAACCAGGGACGGCAGCGCCUGCAGGCCUCCCUUCCUGGCCACCGAUGCCGGUACCAGAGGAGCUCCAAAACUUCGGCAGCCUCAGGGGCUUGGUGAUGCCCCAGGGGCUCCACGUGGCACAUGACUGAGGAGAGAAAAACAAAAAUAAAUCAUACCUCAAAGGAUGGAGUGCAUCAAUUUGGAGAAAAGGAGAAAUGGCCCAAACCCUGACGUAUUCUUGGGAUGUACUGAUUAAGGGCUCUGCAGGACUCUUGGCAAACUGGCUUCUGAUCUGUAUCAUAUUUAUUUGUUGAAGACGGGGAAACAGUUUAGCUGGUGGUUCAUUCUUCUCCCUUUCUCUCUCCUUAAAACAAUAAUACAAACCAAUUUAGGUGAACAUUUAUAUCCUAUUAAGGGGUGGGAGUGUGAUUUUAGAUGCUGUUUUGGGAGAACAAACAAUGUAAAUAAGAUUUCUAACUUACUGUUUAAAUAAGAAUUUAUAUAAAUGUUUAAAACAUAGGGGUAGGGGUAGGGGAGGGAGGGAGAAUUUUUGUAUAGGAUGAUACAUGCAAGUACCACACACUGUUUCAAUUUUGCACAAAGUGACUAUAGGAGGUUCAGGCUAUAGCCCCAGAAUGUAUAAUGCCUUGGUGCACCAAGGUGCCUUCUGAAGGCUGACAGACCUUGGACCCUGGUGGGGCAGAGCGUACAGCCCCAGCCCAGUGAUCACAUGACCACUCUCAGGGCUGAGAGCCUUUGGGAGUCAUGAGGUAGAGGGAGAUGGUAUGUGGUUUCUCAAUAGAAGCAGCACAUGAAUGGCUAACAGGAUGUUAGAUAAAGGCUCUAUAUUGUUAAGGUGUCCUUUGAGAGACUGACUGCUUUUUUGUGCUGAUGGCCCUCUAAGGAGUAGAGCCACCUGCUUCAGAAAGUCAUUUAAGCUGGCAGCAGUGGCAGCGGGGUAGUAGUGGAGACUGGAGGGGAAGCUCUGGAGGCAUUAGCACAGGGGCUGAUCUGGUUACUUUCCAUCAUCCUGUUCAGUUUUUUUGGUGAUUUUUAUCUGAUUGCAGGGAUGUGACAGUUUUCCAUAUCCUUGUUACAGAACUGUGCAAUACCCUGAAAGUUUCCCUCUAUAAAAAUCACUGCCCCAACUACCCUUCCUCCUGGGACUAAAAAUCAACCUUUUGCCCAGCGUCAUUUUUCUGGGCAUGGAGCCAGCCACAAAAGUCGGCCUUGUCCAGGUGCCUCCUGAGCUCACUUACCCAGCUUGGAAGAACACUUCCUUUGGAUUAAGAAAAUGAUUUUCACCUGGCACUCUGCCUUGGCAAGCCUCGGUAUGACAGACCUAUCAGCUCUCCUUGAACAGAAAAGCCAGAGAAAAGCCAGGAGAACUGUUGUAAAGCAGGGCCCAGUACUCACCAUGGAGUAUCAGCAUUCCCUGAAUCCCAUUUAUAAGGGAUAGUAUGAUGGGAAGUUACAAAAGGAAAAUGGUAUGUUGUUGCCAGGAAGUCUGGAAGAACCUUUAAAGCUAUAUCUUUGAAGAGCUGCUAGAAGUAAAAGAAAGACUGCUUGUGUCUUAGCGGGGCCUUGUUAGAGUGUCAGGGAGAGUGGUAGGGGAAGGCUCUGGCUCAUAGAACUCUCAUGUUGGCUCAUACUUCUAAUGACCCAAAUAGCACUAGAGUCUUAGGUUACUUACUCUCAUCUGAGGCUUCAGGUGAUUGUUACACCCUGGGGAUUGUGGGUGUUAGAACGAAACAUUGAGGCCCUAAGCAUGGAGGCUGGCAUGCUCAGCUGGGUGUUUGGGAAUAUGGAAGGGUCUCCUAUUUAUUCCGGAUAGGGUAUUCUCGGUUCUUUUUCCCUUUUCUUUCCCCUUCCAGUCUCCAGCAAAAGCUGGGAACCAGGAAGAAAGAAUCCAUUGCAGAACUUGGGAAGAACUUGAGUAUUUUGGUUCUGGAUAAAGUCACUACCCCGGAUGCUAGGUGGACCCAGCAAAAGACUCAGUGGGUGAACUGGUUCAGUGCCUAACAAUAAACAGUAUUACUCCCUUUAAGGAGACAGUCCAGCAAGACAGUGGCCAUCUGGAAGGAAGCUCACUUAGUUCCACGGACGCAACAGCACAUAUCAGAGGCCAGACUUGCUCUUCGGUCAUGCACUUGGGAUACGGGGUAUAAGAGGCAGCCUUGAAAUACCACCAACAGAGGUAGCCAUCUCUGGGCCCCGUCACCCGACACCCGAAAGGAGGAGCUGAAUCUGGUUCAACAUAGCACAAACCCUUAGAAAACAUGAAAUUUAACAUCAAAGAUGUAUAAUCCAGUAAAAAUCUCUUUAGGGUGUGUGUGAGUAUGGGUGUGUGUGUGCCCAUUUAUAUAUGUGUGUCUGUGUGCAACUCACUACCAACAGCCUCGCUGUACUUGGUCUUACAGUGCUCGCUGAGAACUCUCACCAGGUUGGCGCCUGAAUGCCUUACUCUCAGCAGUGAAGAGGCUUGCUUGCUCUGUGCAGAUUUUUAAUUUUCUUUUUUGGCCCUAGCUGAUUAGGACCUCUACAGCUUCAUUCUCUCACCAUUAAAUAGUGGCCUUUUUCAGUAUUUUUUCCCUUACCCUUUAUAAAUUGCUGAAGCCACAAAGCACAUUCUGGGGAUCAUAGAAGGCUGGGGUCUCAGAAGACAUCUAUGCGAUGGCUCCAUUCAUCACGGGAUCUCCCUUCUUGCUGUGUUCUCAACUUCUAAUAAAAAGAACCAAAUGGAA
Pteronotus mesoamericanus is the source of this 4214-nucleotide messenger RNA. It is a transcript of the gene ADIPOR2, whose product is annotated as adiponectin receptor 2. Gene Ontology annotation, molecular function: signaling receptor activity. Gene Ontology annotation, cellular component: plasma membrane. Lineage: Eukaryota; Metazoa; Chordata; Mammalia; Chiroptera; Mormoopidae. The transcript has 8 exons. Bases 301 to 1461 code for a protein of 386 amino acids. Gene Ontology annotation, biological process: adiponectin-activated signaling pathway. The record is from RefSeq and is a predicted model, not a curated record.